Messenger RNA from Cajanus cajan (pigeon pea), 1870 nucleotides. Its product is annotated as DEAD-box ATP-dependent RNA helicase 20. NCBI's taxonomy places the organism in Eukaryota, Viridiplantae, Streptophyta, Magnoliopsida, Fabales, Fabaceae. The record is from RefSeq and is a predicted model, not a curated record. Gene Ontology annotation, molecular function: RNA helicase activity; ATP binding; nucleic acid binding.
GGUCAACCUAGGCUUCCUUGAACGUAGAGCUGGUAACUUUAGCAUAACCCUCACUGUAGAGGGACACACAUUGACAUUGUAGUGCUUGUGCUGUGUUUGGGUGUUGUGUUCCACUCGCGUCACCAUGAACCGCUACGACAGUCGCUCCGGCGACCCCGCUUCGUACCGCGACCGAAGAAGUGAUUCGGGCCUUGCUGCACCUUCAACCACUGGCUACGGCGGUUCAAGCAGAAGAGACUACGAAGACAGUUCCAACAAAUUCAAUUUGGAUGGAUUGCCUCAUUUCGAGAAAAACUUCUACACCGAAUCACCCUCCGUUAGGGCAAUGACAGACGCCGAGGUUAACGACUACCGUCAACGCCGUGAAAUCACUGUCGAAGGCCGUGACGUCCCCAAACCCGUUAAGACCUUUCAUGAUAUUGGUUUUCCAGAAUAUGUAAUGCAAGAAAUUAAGAAAGCUGGCUUCGUUGAACCCACGCCUAUUCAGUCACAAGGUUGGCCUAUGGCUUUGAAGGGACGUGAUCUUAUAGGAAUUGCGGAAACAGGAUCCGGGAAGACGCUUGCAUACUUGUUGCCUGCCAUAGUGCAUGUUAAUGCCCAGCCAAUUCUUGAACCUGGAGAUGGGCCUAUUGUGUUAGUUUUGGCCCCGACGCGCGAGCUUGCUGUUCAGAUACAACAAGAGGCGACUAAAUUUGGUGCGUCGUCGAGGAUUAAGAGUACGUGCAUAUAUGGUGGGGUUCCAAAAGGGCCUCAGGUGCGCGAUCUCCAGAAAGGAGUUGAGAUUGUAAUUGCCACUCCGGGAAGGUUGAUAGAUAUGCUUGAGUCGAAUCAUACAAACUUGCGGAGGGUCACAUACCUGGUACUGGAUGAAGCUGAUAGGAUGUUGGACAUGGGGUUUGAUCCUCAGAUAAGGAAGAUUGUCUCUCAGAUUCGUCCAGACCGUCAAACUUUGUACUGGAGUGCCACAUGGCCGAAGGAGGUUGAACAAUUGGCAAGGCAGUUCCUUUAUAACCCAUACAAAGUAAUUAUAGGUUCUCCAGAUUUAAAAGCUAACCAUGCAAUAAAGCAACAUGUUGACAUUGUUCCCGAAAAGCAGAAAUAUGAUAAAUUGGUGAAGUUGCUGGAAGAUAUCAUGGAUGGCAGCCGAAUACUGAUAUUCAUGGAUACUAAGAAAGGAUGUGAUCAGAUAACUAGGCAGCUCCGCAUGGAUGGUUGGCCUGCACUUUCAAUUCAUGGAGAUAAAAGUCAAGCAGAAAGAGAUUGGGUGCUCUCAGAGUUUAAAUCUGGAAAGAGCCCUAUAAUGACUGCAACAGAUGUUGCAGCUCGUGGUUUAGAUGUGAAGGAUGUGAAGUAUGUGAUAAAUUAUGACUUCCCGGGAUCACUUGAGGAUUAUGUUCAUCGCAUUGGUCGAACAGGGAGAGCUGGUGCAAAAGGAACUGCAUACACAUUCUUCACAGCUGCUAAUGCCAGAUUUGCGAAGGAACUUAUAACCAUUCUUGAGGAAGCUGGACAGAGAGUGAGUCCUGAAUUGGCUGCAAUGGGGCGUGGUGCACCCCCUCCACCUGCAGGAGGUUUCCGAGAUCGUGGGAAGGGUUAUGGCAGUGGUCGCCCAUGGAGCUGAUUGAUAGUAGUUUGGUACAAGUACAACGUCACAUACUGUGUUGUCCCACUUUCAAAUUAGCCUUUUGUACGAAUAGUGGUAGGAAUUUGGUUUUCUUCUUCGAUAGACUCUUUUUUCCAUAUUUAUUUGGUAGAUAUGUCCAUGGAACAUGGAAAAGAAGCCUUGUAUCUAUAAUCAAACACUUGUUGUUCAUACUUGAUCGUUCAUACCACAGUAAUUCAUUUUACAGAAGGUCAUGAUGCAUUAUAA